CAGACUAAAUCCUUAAAAGUAAAUUUUAUUUCUUAUUUCAAAUUAAAAUUCCAACUUCCUAAUUUGUCUAUUUCUAAUUUUUCUUUCCAAAUUUUAGAUUUCGAAAUUAUAUAGUGAAUGUUUAGGGGUUAUGUUUCUCCAGCGCAGCGUUGCUUUAUUACUGGUCUACUACUGGUCGGAACAGAAAAUCCGUACCAUUACAUUAUUGAUUUUCAGUCGUUCUGGUACAAAAGGUCCAAUGCAAAAGAUCCAAACCAAAAGAUCCAAAAAAUUAAAAAUCCAAAAGGACAAAAACUCCAAACAAAAAAAAUAUUUUCUAUUGUUUUUAUUUUAUUUUUUUUAAUUUAAAAAUUGCAAAAAAAAUAUAUGUUCUAUUGUUUUUAUUUUGGUAUGAAGUUGUUACAGAAGUAAUCUGAAUGUCAUUAAAUUUGUAGUCUGCAUUUUUGAACAUUACAUAUUCCAAAUUUUUAGUUUAUUUUUAAAAUGGCUACUGCGAGUCAAAAUUUAGAAGUUGAAGUAAUAAUGAAGGGUAGAGUUCGAUAUUUACAUGUAAAUGGUUUUUUAUAUACAAAACAUUCAAGUGGCGUUGAAGGAAAAAUUUAUUGGCGAUGUAGAAGUAAGGGUCAGUGCGGGGCAAGAGCAACUACAAUUACUACCGGACAUACAUUGAAUCUUGUUUCUGGAGGAGAAAUGUUACAGGAAAUGUACAACAAUCCAAACGACGAUAGUAUUCGAGAAGCGUCACGAAGCAUGUGCGCUUUGGCGUUUGUACGACCGGAAGAUGUGCCUGCAGUUUUUGACUUGUUCUUGGAUCAAGUACCGGAGGAUUUUGUACCUAUAGCGGAAUACUUUGAGGUGUGGUAUAUUCGUGGAAAACCUGCAAGAGGCAGAAGGAAAGCCGUUUCCGUUCGAUAUGCCCCUAUAUUAUGGAAUCAUUAUCAAGCUGUCAAUCAAAGAAUUUCAAGAACUAAUAACGCGUCAGAGGGCUGGCAUAACAGAUUUCAAGUUGUUCUUGGUCGAUAUCAUCCUAGUCUCUAUGCUUUUCUAAAUGAAUUACAACAAGAACAGGGCGACACAGAAUGCAUGAUUAAUCAGCUCAAUCUGGGUCAAAAAAUACGAACACUACCUACAACGCACUUUCAAAAGAUGGAGGAAAAAGUUAUUAGUAUUGUAUCACAGUAUCAAAAUUACGUUGAUGAAAAUCGAGAAAUAGAUUACAUUAAAGCGCUUGGACACCAUUUGCAUUUUUAAAUAAUUUUACAUAUUUUGGACAAUUUGCAAUUUUGGACUUUUUGUACUCUUGGAUUUUUUGUACUUUGGAUAAAAAAAUUUUUGGACCUUAUGGAUUAGACCUUUCGUCUUGGAUCUUUCGGAUUGGAUCUUUUGUACCCCAAUCUUUUCAGUACUUAGCCCAAGCCAGAAGCGUUACCUGCCGAUGUUGGACACGUAAUAGGCCAAUAUGAAAGUCAAUACUUGUUAAAAUUUUUUCGUACUGAACCAGUAAUGUGCCUAUAGUCAAUUUCUACCUGGGUGAUUACAUAUGCUUAAUACAUCAGUGAAUUGAAUAGAACAAAAAAUACAAAUUAGAAAAAUCUUAAUAAGUAAUUUUAGUUAUAACUUGAUUACUUUUUAAUAUUUAAAAUGUUUUAUGCAAUUAUAUCAUUAGAAUUGUACUAAAUAUGGAAAAUAUGAAGCACUUUGCUAUUAAAUUUUAUUUUUUAUUGCAUUGAAACAUCCGGGUCCCUCGGACCCACCUUGUGCGCGCAUUUCAAAAAUCGAACUCGAGCCUGUGAGGGUUAAUAGCAAAGAAAUGGCGACUGUAAAAAAAUCUCGCAAAUCUGGUUGACAUGAUAUCUCCAGCCAGAAGAGACAGAAUCAAAAAAUUCAA
Messenger RNA from Leptopilina heterotoma, 1888 nucleotides. RefSeq lists its product as uncharacterized. The record is from RefSeq and is a predicted model, not a curated record. The transcript is spliced from 2 exons. Lineage: Eukaryota; Metazoa; Arthropoda; Insecta; Hymenoptera; Figitidae. Bases 484 to 1251 code for a protein of 255 amino acids.